UAGUAACUAGAAAAGGAGGAACUGUCUUUAAAUUCCCCUUCGAGGCCAGGAGGGAUCGCAGAAAGAGGCACGCCGAGAGGAGGAGCAGGAGGCUGCGAGUGGAAAUGACGGGAGAACUGGAUAAAAGUGGAUUUGCAGGGGGAUUUUUAUACGAAGUUAUAACCCUUGCUUCUUUAAUUGUACUCUUUGACUCAUAACUUUGAUCAGGAAGAUGACAAGGAAAAGUGAAAGAGUAACAGUCAUUACCUUUUCACCAUUAUUUUUUGCUUUAGCCAGGCUGGGGAAUGCUGUGAAAGAGCGGUAGUGGAGCCCUGCGUUCUGAGGGAGCGUGAACCGAGAAGAGGGAGACACACUUACUGUAGCAGCUGCUCCACCAGAGCCCUCUGCCUGGCCGCCUCUUCUGGGGGAAGCUGCUCCAGCUCCCGGAAGAUCGGCGGCGCAAAAUCUAUCUCUCCCUCCGAGCUCUCUCCAUCCCCCUUCUCGCCCUUGUCCCUCGCCGUCCCGUCCGGGGUCUGCCGGUCCCGCUCCAGCUCGCCCAGGGCCUGGACCAGGACUUCCCGGGACAGCCCGGAGCCCAGCAGGGCCCAGAUCAGCUGCUCCUGCAAGGCGGACAGCCGGGCCCCUCCAAACGGCUCGCGCUCGCUCCUACACUUCCUCUCCUCUCCCUCCAUUGCAGCAGACGGUUGAUUCGUUUACCUCCAAACACGCACACACACACACGCACACACACACGCGUCGGGCAUGUGCACGGGCUAGGGCGACCACUGAGCCUCAACCUUUGGCCCCAUUAGAUCCGCAAUCGCUGGUCAGCACCUGUUCCAAGAGAAGAAGGGAGAUACUUUGGUUUAUUGUAGGGUCCUCAUGACUCGCCGUCUCUGGUCGUGUGUCCCUGAGCUGCCCGGGUUCGACUCCUGGAGUGGCUGUUUUGCCUCAAAGAUCCGACCGAAGAUCCGAACAUACACGGCCACAUAAUGGAGACGGAAGGGAGCCAGAUCAGCCUGUCGUCCGCGGACUCCCCUCACGACCCCUGCAAAAUGUUUAUAGGUGGGCUCAGCUGGCAGACCACCCAAGAGGGACUGAAGGAGUACUUCUGCAAGUACGGCGAGGUGAAGGAGUGUAUGGUGAUGCGGGAUCCAGUUACUAAGCGCUCAAGAGGAUUCGGGUUUGUCACCUUCGUCGAUCAGGCGGGUGUGGAUAAAGUUUUGGCCCAGGCCCGGCACGAGCUGGACUCGAAAACUAUUGACCCCAAGGUUGCUUUCCCACGCAGAGCUCAGCCCAAGUUGGUGACUCGGACCAAGAAGAUCUUCGUCGGUGGCCUGUCCGUCACCACGACCAUAGAAGACGUCAAGCAGUACUUUGACCAGUUCGGCAAGGUUGACGAUGCCAUGCUCAUGUUCGACAAGACCACCAACCGACACAGAGGGUUUGGCUUUGUGACGUUUGAGAAUGAGGACGUGGUGGAGAAGGUGUGCGAGAUCCACUUCCACGAGAUCAACAGCAAAAUGGUGGAGUGCAAGAAGGCUCAGCCCAAAGAGGUGAUGUCCCCGACAGGCUCAGCCAGGGGGCGCUCCCGGGUGAUGCCCUAUGGAAUGGACGCCUUCAUGCUGGGCAUUGGGAUGCUGGGGUACCCAGGGUUCCAGGCCGCCACCUACACCAGCCGAAGCUACGCUGGGAUCACCCCGGGAUACACCUACCAGUUCCCUGAGUUCCACUUAGAGCGGACCCCCCUGUUGACAUCACCCCACCCCCCUGAGCUCACAGCCAUCCCCCUGACAGCCUACGGACCGAUGGCGGCCGCUGCCGCAGCCUUGCGAGCUGGGUUCUUAGGUACCAGCAGUCCCGGGCCCAUGGCAGACCUCUAUGGAGCCGCGAGCCAGGAAUCCGCCGUCAGCAGUUACCUCAGCGCUGCCAGCCCCGCCCCAAACAGCGGAUUCGGCCACGGCUUGGGGGGGCCUUUGAUUGCUACAGCCUUCACCAAUGGCUACCAUUAGAGGAGCUGGAGAGAUGUAGACUAAGAGCUGGAAAGACUUCUACUUCAUGGUGAUCUGGCCGUCUCUGUCUGGUUUUUGACCUUGCAGUCAUGACGACCUCCACGCUGAACAACCCCUCCCCCCCAAUUAUUCACCCCCCCCCCCCACCAAUAAUGGUCAGGCCCCCUUCUCUUCUUUCAGUUUUGACCUCUUGUGGUUAACUUUUCAUCAUGUUGGGUGGUUUAAAGUAAUAAUAAUGAUUAGUUCAAUCAGAAGCAACAUGUAUUUUAUUUUUUGGGGAAAAAUGUUAUGGUUAGAAAUACGUGCAAACGCUUUAUUUCUAGCCUUUUUUAAUUUCACUGUACUGUUUGUGUGUGUGUGUGGCAAUUGUGCUCAUUGUAUGUGAUUGGCCUGUGUUUAAUUAGUUAGUUUGAGAUUUUGUAAAGGAACAAUGUUUGCGAGCGGUUUCACCCUGCGCUAAACAUUUCAGUGGCUCUCUUCGCUUGCUGAAUCAUUGUACAUUCAUCAUUAGUGCUCGAGAAAUUUAACAAAAGAUUUGAACUAAAACUAUUUUUCGUAAUUUUUCACAAAGGAUUUUUUUAACACUUUGUUAUGCUAACGAUGAUCAAACGAUAAUGCUUACUAUAAGCGUAAAGCAAACCCGCUGACAGUCAAAUUGUUUGUGUGCUGCACGAUACUGUAAAAUACUGUAAAUACAACUCGGGAGUGGGGGGGGGAGGGGGUCUGUGGAUGCUAGUGUUAUUUGUUUUGUUACCAGUUGAACGUUUUUUAGAACCUCAACAGACUACUGGCUACAUAUCAUCUCACGGGGAUUUGAAAACCAUGUACAGAUGUGAAGAAGAAUGAAGGACCGACCUGCAGGAGCCGCUGUGAAGAGCUAUCAUGAAGCCCAUUCUGACUGAUUCCACCUGCAGACUGUUUGUAUGUGUGUGUUUGUGUGGCCAGUGGACAGCUCUAAGUGAUCAUACUUUUUGUGUUGUUUACAUUUUUUUUGUGCUAUGUACCAUUUUAGGAAGGAUACUAUAGCUUUAAAGAAAUUACAUUUUUAACCAGAUUUGAACUUUACAUUAACAUUGUGUGUCUACGGCAUUUUGUGAGUAGAUUUAUUUUCCUUCAAAGGUUCAGGUUGAAACUCUAACGCUGUCUCUAAACCAGUUGUUUAAUGGUCACUCAACCUCUUGCCACUAGAUGUCGCAAGACGACACUUAUGACACUGACCGUUACACAGCUGAUCCACUGGCUGACACAAGACUGUAGCAAUGCACACACAGAACUUUAAUUUAAAGAGCAAAGAUUAUUUGGUAUGGAGCUAAUAAGUUGUUGCACUGGCAGAUUGUCUAAAAUCUUGUUUUCCUCCUUUUUUCCUGAGUUCAAGAACAAAGCACUAUUAGUCUAUUAAAACACCAGGGUUUAGAUUUUUAACAGUGUUUUCUUGUAAUACUGCUGAUGUCUCCUGGGGUAGUUCUUAUCUUUGUUGAUGUCUUCACUGAAAAAAAUUACAAUCCUUCACAACACUAACCUUUUUCUGUCUUUCUUUAAAUAAAUAAAAACACUUUUUAAGA
Molecule: messenger RNA, 3553 nt
Organism: Gadus chalcogrammus (walleye pollock)
Lineage: Eukaryota; Metazoa; Chordata; Actinopteri; Gadiformes; Gadidae
Product: RNA-binding protein Musashi homolog 1-like
Exons: 16
Coding region: 972-1991 (339 amino acids)
Cellular component (GO): cytoplasm
Molecular function (GO): RNA binding
Source: RefSeq, a predicted model, not a curated record